Messenger RNA from Exophiala spinifera, 1080 nucleotides. RefSeq lists its product as uncharacterized. Lineage: Eukaryota; Fungi; Ascomycota; Eurotiomycetes; Chaetothyriales; Herpotrichiellaceae. Bases 1 to 1080 code for a protein of 359 amino acids. The record is from RefSeq and is a predicted model, not a curated record. The transcript has 2 exons.
AUGCCUGUAGUGGCUUUUGUCUUGGUGCUUAACCGAAUUUUCUCGCGUUUGAACAUGCUGGGCAGACUGGGACUGGACGACUAUUCGACCUUACUUGCUGUAUUCUUCAUCACACAAUGUGGUGCAACUAUUGCCGCAGUGAACCAUGGUUACGGAAGGCCAUUGGAAACGCUAGACUCACAGCAAGCUUCUCAGGCAUUGAAGGUGAGACUCCAGUUUGAUCCAGUGGCCCAGCACGCAACUAACGCGAGUUUCAUGAAGUCCUUCUUCCUCCUCCAGAUAUUUUAUAAGCUCACUAUCAAUUGCACGAAGAUAUCGAUCCUGUUCCUCUACCGACGCAUCUUCACCGAUCGCGUUUGGUUUGUUCGGCUGUGCUGGGCAUUGAUAUUAGUAGUGGUAUGCGCAUGCGUUUCCUUCACCGCGGCAACACUACUGCAAUGUGACCCGAUCAGUGGAGCCUGGGAACGUUGGAAAGGCAAUGUCACUUGCGUCGACCUGUAUGCACUUUGGUAUAGCAACGCCAUCUACAAUAUUCUGACGGAUGUUACAAUCGUUCUCAUGGUUCCUCCGGUGGUCCUCAGACUUAGGCUACCGGCGCGGCAGAAGUUCGCGUUGAUUUGUGUCUUUGGUCUGGGCGUUAUCGUCUGUGUGGCAUCGAUCUCACGCCUCACGACGCUGUACUCUUCAGCUUCUGGCUCGGAUGCCACUGCCGGGUCGUUUGUAUCAACUAUAUGGACAACUAUCGAGGCCGGCCUGGGUAUCAUAUGUGCAAACUUACCGAUGCUUCGCACUCCCCUGCAGAGGAUGUUCCCCAAACUGUUUCCCUCCAGGCCAGGAACCAGUCAAGUGUCGGGGCCAUCCGGGAGAGGCAAUUCUGGUGAGGGCCAUACUCUCGUUCUUGCAGCCAAAAUCCACGCGGCGGAUAACAGCCUCAUUUUACCUCUACAGACCUCCAGCACAGGCAUCAACCCUGAAAAUUUUGUGAAUGCAAACAGCAGCAUGGAAGAUACUUUGUUCUACACUCCGCCAGCGCCAAAUGGACGCGGAGAAACAUCACCGACUCGCAUGAGGGCAUGCUGA